Messenger RNA from Dromaius novaehollandiae (emu), 2079 nucleotides. RefSeq names its product serine/threonine kinase receptor associated protein (gene STRAP). The transcript is spliced from 10 exons. Gene Ontology annotation, cellular component: SMN complex. Gene Ontology annotation, biological process: spliceosomal snRNP assembly. The coding region runs from base 157 to 1209 and encodes 350 amino acids. The record is from RefSeq and is a predicted model, not a curated record. Gene Ontology annotation, molecular function: protein binding; RNA binding. NCBI's taxonomy places the organism in Eukaryota, Metazoa, Chordata, Aves, Casuariiformes, Dromaiidae.
UCCCCCGCCGUCCCGGUCGCUGUUUCCUGUCCGGCCGGAGGGGGCUCGUGUCCCUGCCCUGCGUCCCUGCGCGCGCGCGCCCCGCCGCGCGCCCAGCCGCCCGCCCAGCCGCCGCCCGCGCGCCCAGCCGCUGCCCCGCGCCCAACCGCCGCCGCCAUGGCAAUGAGACAGACCCCGCUGACGUGCUCGGGGCACACGCGGCCCGUGGUGGACCUGGCCUUCAGCGGCAUCACCCCCUACGGCUACUUCCUCAUCAGUGCCUGCAAGGAUGGUAAGCCUAUGCUACGUCAAGGCGACACAGGAGACUGGAUUGGAACAUUUCUAGGGCAUAAAGGUGCUGUUUGGGGUGCUACUUUGAACAAGGAUGCCACUAAAGCAGCUACAGCAGCAGCUGAUUUUACAGCCAAAGUGUGGGAUGCUGUGUCAGGGGAUGAGCUAAUCACUUUGGCUCACAAGCACAUUGUCAAAAGUGUGGAUUUUACACAGGAUAGUGAUUAUCUGUUAACAGGUGGACAAGAUAAAUUGUUGCGUAUCUAUGAUUUGAGUAAGCCAGAAGCAGAACCUCAGGUUAUCAGCGGGCAUACUUCUGGCAUUAAAAAGGCUUUAUGGAGCAGCGAUGACAAACAGAUUCUUUCAGCUGAUGAUAAAACUGUCCGCCUCUGGGACCGGAAUACCAUGACUGAAGUACAGGCAUUAAAUGUUGCAAUGUCAGUAAGCAGCAUGGAGUAUGUUCCAGAAGGACAGAUACUUGUGAUAACCUAUGGGAAGACCAUUGCUUUUCAUAGUGCAGAAACUCUAGAGCAGAUUAAAUCAUUUGAAGCUCCUGCUACAAUCAAUUCUGCAUCACUUCACCCUGAGAAAGAAUGUUUGGUUGCAGGUGGUGAAGAUUUUAAACUCUAUAAAUAUGACUAUAAUACAGGAGAAGAAUUAGAAUCUUACAAAGGACACUUUGGUCCCAUUCACUGUGUGAGAUUUAGCCCUGAUGGAGAGUUAUAUGCCAGUGGCUCUGAGGAUGGUACACUAAGGCUGUGGCAGACAACAGUAGGGAAAACCUAUGGUCUUUGGAAAUGUGUAGUUCCUGAAGAAGAGAAUGCAGAAGCAGCAAAAGCAAGGACCACCCUUCCAGGAACUGCAGAGGAGGAAUUAGAAGAUCUUGCCUCUGAAAACUCAGAUUCAAUGUACAGCUCAACUCCUGAAGUUAAGGCCUGAGUAUCACAACUGCUACGCAACAUACGGACAUAUGAGACUAUAUCAAGUGAACAGUGAUAAGCGGCAGCCUUCCAGAGUGCACUCUCUACAUAAGGCAAAGAUGGGCAGUAAUUGAUGAGAAUGCGUUGGAACUGGCUAGGUGUUGUCUGUAAGAGAACUGAGUAUCCAAAAAAAAAAAAAGACAAGUAGUAGAGUUUUGCUAUCUUCUUAGCAUAGCUGCCUACUGUCUUUUGAAUGAAGCGUGCAAGCCAAGAUCCAGUCUCUCCAAUUUCAAUUAGACUCAUUGUAGUGUGUUUUCUUUACUAUGGAGAAGAGAUAUAACGGCUUUUACCCAUUUUUUUCUUGAAAGUUGGAAGAUUUGGCUUUAGUUGUAAAGAAGGGAUUAUGUACUAAAGUAUUCAAUUUGGAUUUUGUUUCAUUGUACACUGCUUAUGAACAUUUAACUGUUUUCAGUUGUCUAAAUAAAAUGCCUCUUGAAACUUGUAUCUUACUGUUUAGCAUUGGGCUCCUGGAAAAGCAACCAAGUUACUGCAUAAUCCUUUCUAGCAUCUAUUUUUUUUUCUGUAUACUAAACAAAGAGGGAAAGGAAUAAGAGUGUUUUAGUGUUGGGACAGCAAGUGGCAAGUUCCUUGAUUUAUAAGCCUUGUCUUUUUAUUCUUUAAAGUUUGAAUGUAAAAAUGAGUCUCUAAAAUCAAAACCUCGAAUUCCUAAACUAAACGUACUGCCUGAAACAUUUGGUUGUACAUGAAAGUACUAGAGGUUGGCUAUGAAUCUGUACAAAGCUUCGGUUUAGUCCUCUAGACUGACUAAAAAGUUACUCUUUCAAGAUUAUACAUCAUAUUUUCUUCAUUAAAGAAAAUAUUGCCAUUC